Molecule: messenger RNA, 1397 nt
Organism: Caenorhabditis sp. 36 PRJEB53466
Lineage: Eukaryota; Metazoa; Nematoda; Chromadorea; Rhabditida; Rhabditidae
Source: the annotation of a GenBank genome assembly
AUGAUGGCAGAUUUUCUUAAAGUCCCGCAGCAAAAGCGGAAGGAUCAGAAGCAGCUCGUUUUGAUAAAGUAUCCCGCAAUAGUGAAGAGCACCGAAAAUGCGUUGAAAACGAUGGGCGGCAUCCAGCAGAUCAGCUCCGCCCACUUCAACAAUCACGCUCUGGAACUGAAUCACACUCCCGACAACCCGUUCACUUCUCGUAUAAUGGCAGAACGGAAAACGCAAGAAAAUGUCACUUCCGGCACGCUCCAUUUGGUUAUGAAGAUCAAACGGAAAAAGAGCGAUCCGAGUGUAGUAAAGACUGAGUUCCUCGGAAUGGUAAGUGCGCUCUGUUGACAAUGGAUUGCAAUUGCCGAGUUUCAGGUGAGCACCGUCUACUCGUUCGAUGUGAUGUGCGACUUCCAGUACCUUCCACUGAAGAAACGCAUCGGAACAGACAGUUUCGAGGACCUCAUACCCGCCUUGAUUCCUACCGACAUCUCCUCCGCUCUCUGCUGGUGGACUCAAUCGCAGGCCCAGUCGACACCGCUCUUCCUGCCGCCCUACCAAUUCAGCAGAUAUUUAACUCCGUCGACGAAGAUCUUGGGACGGGAAACCGAUCAUACGGAAAAGACGAGAAAGGCGGCUCGAAGUGGAUACGGACAGAGUAAGAGAAGAAGAAGAAGAAGAAAAGAGAGACGAGUAACUUUCCAGAUUUGCGAGUAGAAAGGAAGGCGCUUUCAGUGACUGUGCUCGCCACCGAUGAGUUUCCUCUGGCUCCCACACAAGAAGCCGUGGACGACGCCCUCUUCCGAUGCAAACACGACGAGCCUCACCGGUUGCUCCGGGAACUCUUCGAGGAAAGGCCAAUGUGGACGAGAAUAGGCGUGGUCUACCGUACUCGUCUCGAUGAUAAUCUUCUCCGAUGCAUCCUCCAGAAGUACGCAUUCUACAUUCAAAGUGGGCCGUGGGGCCGUCUCUGGUGCAAAUUCGGGUACGAUCCGAGGAAGGACAAGGAGGGCGGAUUGUACCAAACUCUGAUGGUUUCUUUCCGACAACACGGCAGUAUUCCGGAACGGCAACGUCUCAAAGUGUCCUCCGAUCGGUCACAGACCUUCCUUCCGACCGGCGACGGAGUCGUUGAGCCAGUGAAUUACAUGUACGAACAGGGAAAGCUGCCACGUGUCAGGCAGAUGUGGUACUGUGUGACGGACGUCCGAUUGCCGCAGGCCGUGGAAGAAUUGAUAGGAAUUGUGGAAGCUGAACAACCGCCGAGCCCGGAAGAAGUACGAGAUCGCGGAUGGCUGCCGCCGAGCGUACUCGAUCGUAUUCGCGAUCUUAUUAAGGAAGAUGUGGCGAAAACUUCGAUUGAAAUCGAAGAAAUGAUAAACGACAGUGCAGUGGACGAGGACUUCUGA